UCUGGCCUGUAGGAGGAGAGGACCAGAAGGAUAAUGAGGGGGUUUGAGGAAGCUGUCAUCCACUGAAGGAGGAGCCUGAGCCCACUGACCUUGAGGGAGGAGGGAGGAGAGCAGCCGAGUGCUGACAGAGUUCCAGCACUGCAGAUCUCUGUGUCUUCAGCUGUCCUCGCUGAAAGACACGCAGGGCGAGGGAGGAGACGUCCACAGUCCUUUGAACAACUGCUUCAGGAGGGAAGGAGAACGCUCUGCCACAGUGAUCAGUCGCCUGCAUGAGGAGCCCACCCAUCUGUGAGCUAGUGGGCGAGUGACAUCACCUCCUUCUCACACCCUCCUCACUCCAGUGCAUCUGUCCAAUCAUCACUCGGGGAGAUCCGGUCACGUGAGAAUCCCCCCUUGUCUUGGUUACCAUGACAACGGGCGCUGGUCCAGGCAGCAUCUUGCCGUGGUGAGAAGAGGGUAAGAAAGCAAGAAGAGAGACAGAAAGAGGAUAAACUAGGACAAAUCCCAGGCAGAGGCAGACGUCGGAGCUCCGCUCAGCACCAAUGGGCACGGCUGAGGUUGGAAGUUAGACUCCUCCAGCAAAGGGACUGUUCCAGGGCUGGGGCUGGACCCAGAGACCCCUGUCUAGGGGUGAAGGGGCCCCCUGACUGCCCUAUGAGAGUCUGGACCAUGGGGGAUGGAAGCACUGGUGCAGCUCCUGGAGAAGGAGUAAACAGGUCCCAUGCCUUGUUUGACAGCUUUGUUCAGGCGACCACGUGCAAGGGCACGCUCAAGGCCUUUCAAGAGCUGUGUGACCACCUGGAUGUUAAGCCUAGCGAGUACAGGGUCUUCUACCAUAAACUCAAGUCCAAGCUCAACUACUGGAAAGCUAAGGCACUCUGGGCCAAGUUGGACAAGAGGGCCAGCCAUAAGGAAUACAAGAAGGGCCGUGCCUGUGCCAACUCAAAGUGUCUGAUUAUUGGAGCGGGGCCAUGUGGUUUACGGACAGCAAUCGAACUGGCUUUCUUGGGGGCCAAAGUGGUACUCCUUGAGAAGAGAGAUGCCUUCUCCAGGAACAACGUGUUGCAUCUCUGGCCCUUUACCAUUCAUGACCUCAGGGGCCUUGGAGCCAAGAAGUUCUAUGGGAAGUUCUGUGCUGGUGCUAUCGAUCAUAUCAGUAUUCGUCAGCUUCAGCUUAUGCUUCUGAAAGUGGCACUCCUCCUGGGCAUUGAGAUCCAUGUCAACGUUGAGUUCAAGGGUCUUAUUGAACCACUUGAAGAGCAAGAUGCUGAAAAGACUGGGUGGAGGGCUGAAGUCCUCCCUAGGACACACCCUGUCAAUGAGCUGGAGUUUGAUGUCAUCAUUGGAGCGGAUGGACGAAGAAACACACUACCAGGGUUUCGGCGGAAGGAGUUCCGAGGCAAGUUGGCCAUCGCCAUCACGGCUAACUUCAUAAACCGCAAUACCACAGCAGAGGCAAAGGUUGAGGAGAUCAGUGGUGUGGCCUUCAUCUUCAACCAGAAGUUCUUUCAAGACCUCAGAGAAGCAACAGGUAUUGACCUGGAAAACAUCGUCUAUUACAAGGAUGACACGCACUACUUUGUAAUGACUGCCAAGAAACAGAGCCUACUGGAAAAAGGAGUCAUUCUGCAUGACUACACGGACACAGAACUGUUGCUGUCUCGGGCAAAUGUGGACCAGGCUGCUUUGCUUUCUUAUGCCCGUGAGGCAGCAGAUUUCUCCACCAACCACCAGCUGCCCACUCUGGACUUUGCCAUCAACCACUAUGGUCAGCCUGACGUAGCCAUGUUUGACUUUACCUGCAUGUACGCCUCAGAGAACGCUGCCAUGGUGCGCCAACGCAAUGGCCACAAGCUUCUGGUGGCACUUGUAGGAGACAGUCUUUUAGAGCCCUUCUGGCCCAUGGGCACUGGCAUUGCCCGUGGUUUCCUGGCAGCUUUGGACUCAGGUUGGAUGGUGAAGAGCUGGGCUCAGGGAAAAAACCCUCUUGAGGUGCUGGCAGAGAGGGAGAGUAUAUAUCGUCUACUUCCUCAAACCACACCAGAAAACGUCAGUAAGAACUUCAGUCAUUACAGUGUGGAUCCGACCACACGUUACCCCAACAUUAGCCUCAACUUCCUCAAGCCAAGUCAAGUGCGUCACCUCUUUGACACGGGAGAAUCAAGGGUAAAGUGCAUUGAAAUUGAGAAUGUGAUCAACUCAUCAACACCCAAGUUGGCCCGGAACGACAAUUGCCUGCUUGACAAGCAAUUGCAAGAAUCAGUAGCUCGGUCCAGUAAACUGCUGAACUGGUGCCAGAGACAAACUGAAGGGUAUAGGAAUGUUAAUGUGACAGACCUCACCAUGUCCUGGAAGAGUGGCCUGGCCCUGUGCGCCCUCAUACACCGUUACAGGCCAGAUCUCAUUGACUUUGAUUCUCUGGAUGAGAGAGACCAGGAGAACAACAACCAGUUGGGAUUUGAUGUGGCUGAGAGGGAGUUUGGGAUCUCACCCUGUAUGACUGGCAAAGAAAUGUCUUCUGUGGUAGAACCAGACAAAUUGUCCAUGGUCAUGUACCUCAGUCAGUUCUAUGAGAUGUUCAAGGACACAGUGCCCCAUGGAGAUAACCACAACUUGAGUCCAGAAGAGAGGGCAGCCCUGAUGGCCAGCACCAAGUCUCCCAUCUCCUUCCUCAGCAAACUUGGCCAGAGCAUAGCCAUCUCAAGAAAGCGUAACCCCAAGGACAAGAAAGAGAAGGAUGUAGAUGUUGGGAAGAGAAGGAAAACCAGCCAGUCUGAGGAUGAGGACGUAUUGAGGACAGGCUGUGAAGACAAGACGCCUGUGUCUGCUAUUCUGACUGAGAGGAAGAUGGACUCUCCUGCUGUGUGUAACAAUAACAACAAAGUCAAGGUCAUGGCCACCCAGCUGCUUGCCAAGUUUGAGGAGAACGCUCCAGCCCAGAACUCAGGCCUCAAAAGACAGGGGGAGUCUCUGCCCAAUCUGGACCGUCUUUUGCUCCCUACCCUGCCCCAAGCCCCUGUGAAUGAGCCAGUCCGCCUGGCACCCAUCCCAGCUUGGAGAAAGGCAAGAAGUGGGACACACAAUCUGCCAAGUUCAAGCUCUCGGAGCUGCCCUAAGAAAACCAUUCUGCUUCCUUCCUCCUGUUCCACCUCAUCGCUCUCACUUCACACAGAGCAUUUGGUUAAAGGUGGAGAGGAAGCUGAAUAUGACCAGACACCUGUGAAAUGUGGGGAUCGGCAGCAUCUGCACCUGACUGACCCGGACCCCAUUCACAUACCCAGUAUACAGGAGAGGGCUGACUGCCUAAUCUCCAAGUUUAAGGACAAACCCAACAGACCACCAAAGCCAAGGAAAAAGCCGUCCCGUUUCUUUUUGCAGCAGUGGUACUUGUCUCGAGGUCUGACUGAAAGUCCUGCUUCGCCUGUGUCCUCUCCUGAAUCUCACAGAAAGGAGUCACCAAAGCCUGUGUGUUCUGAUGACCAAACACCCAUAUAUGUGCUUAGUAUUCAGGAGAGGGCUAAACAACUUGCCUCUCAGUUGGAGGACAAGCCAGCCAGACCACAGCCUAAGAAAAAGCCCUCAAAGUUUUAUAUGGAACAGUGGCACCUGGCUCGAGCCCAGCUCCUCCCUGAACCUCCUCCCCUCUCCUCCUCUCCUACAAGGAGACAGGGUUCUCUCCGAAAAGAGUUUCCUGUCAACAUCGGAGGCAGCGACGUUUGCUUCUUCUGUCGAAAGCGUGUUUACGUCAUGGAGCGACUGAGUGCAGAAGGGAAGUUCUUUCAUCGCAGCUGCUUCAAGUGCGACUAUUGUGGCACCACACUACGGCUCUCCUCUUACGCCUUUGAUGUGGAGGAUGGAAAAUUUUACUGCAAACCACAUUACUGUUACCGUCUGUCUGGCUAUGGCCAGAGAAAGAGGCCUGCUCCUUCCCCCGCUCCAGUACUAGCUAAGGAGAACCAAGCACCUCAAAGUCCCACAGCAACUGUUGAUGCCCCAGCAAGGGCGAUGGCGUCUACACCCCCCUCAGCCGAUCACCCACCCUCAGUACCUGAGGUCAAUGGGCUGCAGGAACCGAGCCUACCUAAACGACUGCGUGGAACCCCAGAGCGCAUUGAGCUGGAAAACUACCGCCUGUCCCUGCAGAGGGAGGAGGAGCUGGAGGAGGUGCCAGAGGAGACGCUGGCUGAACACAACCUCAGCAGUGUCCUGGACAAAGCAACAGAUGUGGACUUGGGCUCCAGUAGUUCGGAGUCAGACAUGGAGGAGGAGGAUGAACAGGAGGAUCAAGAUCAGGAGGAAGUGGAGCAACAACUCCUCAGUCCCUCAGACUUUGGUGUUCCCUGGAAGGAGGCGGUGGAGCUGCACACCAAACUGGGCGGUGACGGCAACCAAGAGGGAGACACUGAAGCUCUGGCUGAUGCAGAGGAAGAAGAAGAGGUGGAGGAGGAAGAGGAGGUGGAGGAAGAGGAAGAAGACGAGUCAAGCGAAGAGGGGGAGUAUUGCCCCUGGGACAGGGAGCUCCAGUCAGGUCUUUGGCUGGAAAAGUAUCUGACAGAUGAAGAGGAUGUUGGUACAUUUAAAGCCAGAAACCUUCACAUCCAACAAGUCCUGCAACCGGUUGAUCCCCAGGCCAUUCUGGGCUUGGUGAGAACACACCUGGAUUCUGAGGGGGACAAGGACCAACCGGCCUCAGCAUCCCAACUGUCCCAACCCUCUGAGCUCACACAGCCCUCCUCUACAGCCCCUGCGCGCUCAUCCGCCCGACAUGAGGCAGUGCGAGUCUGGUUGGAGUCCGUGUCAGGAGAGCCAUGUGAGGAUGAUGACCUGGAAGCAGAAGCAGACAGUCCGGACAUGGAGCCUGGUACAGAGAUGGACCAAGAUGACAUCCCUUCAGAUGCAGAAGCUGAGGCUCGUUUGCACCAGGCAGAAAAUGCUGAAGUACUUCCAGAAGAAGAUAAAAAGUCAGAAAGUUUGGAAAUGACAUCAAGUGUUGAACCAUCCAGUAUUAGCCCGGUACAGAAGGAAGAUGAUAUUCUGAUACUACUCAAACCAUCCCCAGAGCCUGAGACACAGAUGAAUCACGCCUUUCUUCCCUUAGUAAAGACCCCUGAAACUAACUUCUUCUCAGAACCAUUCAUUCCAGAGGAAGUGAAGCCUGAGGCAAGAACUCAGUCUCCACUUGUCAAGAGCCCACUUUGCUCUCUGCCCUCUCUGAUCCCCGAUCCUUCAUCUGUGACUCCUUCAAGUCCUCCGGUUGCUGACGAUACGGCUACUCCAACAUUGCCCAGCUCACCUUCCAAAUCACCAGUCAUAUCUGCAGUGAAUCCAGCUGUUGAGUCAAAUGUUGCUUCAUCUAUCAACUCCCCUGUUAUUUCACCAGUGGGACUGCCAAUUCGAUCCCAGCCCAUCCCACUACCUGAGACUCCUACACCCAAAUCUCCUGUCUACCCUCACCAUUCUAUUUGCCCUCUCACAGGAAACCCCCUCUCCCCAAUUUGUGCUCAGCCUCUGUUGUGCCACGAGCCCUCCUCACCGCUCACCUCUGAUUCUCCCAUCAGAACUCAGCCUGUCCCAGCAGUCACUUCUACUCCCAUCCCCAAAGCAGACUCUGUCACACACGAGUCCUCAAAGUCGAUAGAUUCCUCAGUUGAAGAAACUCCAUCUAAGACUACUGAUCUCAUUGAGGAAUUUUGGUUAAAGAGUGCUGAGAUCAGGAAGAGUUUGGGUUUGACACCUUUGGACCGCAGUAGUAAAAUCCUAGAGAAGAGCAUUAAGCCUCCAAUACAAGAAUCCUUGUCUGUCAAGUCACAGCCUGCAGAUGUUUCUGAGCAGCAGAAGCCUACCUUUACUGGGAGAUCUGUCAUUCGAAGGAUAAACAUCACGCUUGAAGGUCAAGUCAUUACUCCCAUUGUGCUUGUAGAGCCCAAAAGGAAUGACUCUGAUAAGCGGGAACUCAGCAGCAGCUCUGGUCUAGGAUUAAAUGGUAGCACAGCCAUUAGCCAGACAGCAAACACUGAUGGCUAUAACACAUCUAACUCCACUAUGCUCACCCCACCCUCUAGCCCACCGCCGCCGGUGCCUGCAAAUCAGUCUCCAGCUAUUCUCAGGCAGCAGAAACACCAGGUGUCCUGGAGCAACAGAACAGAAAAGCCCGCAGUUGAGCAUGCCAAAGAGCCAGGACUUGUAAAAACCCAAACGCCUGUUCCUGCACAGCGGACCCAGCUCAACCCUGUGUCUGCCCCAAAACCUGCCCCCAGGAAAGUCACUUCACCCACCACGGACCUAGAACCUGUUCCAGUGGUCAUAAUGAGAGAGAAGAAGAAGCCUCGUCAGGAGGAGCUGAGGAAGUCUUUCGUGGAGACAGUUGAAGAGAUUCCAUUUGCUGAUGACGUGGAUGAGGCGUAUGAUGAGAGAACACCAGAAAGGAGCAUCGAUAGGUUCUAUACUCCACCCACCAGCAAGGCCAUCAGGAACAAACCUCCUCUACAUCUGGCUCUAGCAAUGGAAAAUGGUAAACCAAAUAUCCCUGCCAGUCCCGCUUGUAAGCCCCAGAGGGUGACUCAGUUUUCCCAAGAGGCCAGAGAGAUUGCUGAGGAGAGAAUGAAGGCUAGAGAAAAGUCCAUCAAGAGCCAGGCCCUAAAAAACGCCAUGGCCAAGCAGCUAAACAGAAUGAAAGAAGAUGAUAUGGACAAGGGUGCCUCGUCUAAAGUGGUUUGGAAUCUCACCCCGGAUACAGGGGCAAAAAGUAAAAAGUCGGCAGGAUCACCAAAGAUGUCAGCUGUGAAAGCUCUGGAGUCAAAGAAGGCGGAGGCUUUACCGGAUCCUUUCUUCAGUAGCAACAAGAGUCUUAACAGCUCUGUGGCUUCAUCAGAAGGCUCUUCUGCAAGUAAGAGCAAGAAACGGAGUUCCCUUUUCUCACCACGUAAGAAUAAGAAGGAGAAAAAAGCCAAGAAUGAGAGCAGUAGGCUCUCUGGCACAGAUGAGACACCACCCAAACACAAGUCACUGUGGAAGGCCGUCUUCUCAGGGUAUAAGAAGGACAAAAAGAAGAAGGAUAACAAAUCAUGUCCAAGCACGCCAUCAUCGAGCUCCACCACUCAGGAUUCUGCCAAAAAAAGAACGUCACCUCUUGGAAAGACAUCUGAUUUGAAAUCACGUAGAAACUUGAGCUUCUCUGAGGACUCAGACCUGUCUUGUGAUGAUGUUCUGGAGAGAUCCUCCCAGAAAUUAAAGGCAGAUUCUGUUUAUGUUCCUCACGCACUGGCAUUCAAGAGAUCAUACGCCACAAAGAAAACCUACACCGAGGAAGAGCUGAAUGCUAAACUGACACGGAGGGUCCAGAAAGCUGCACGACGGCAGGCCAAGCAGGAGGAACUGAAGAGGCUGCACAGAGCCCAGAUAAUUCAGAGACAGUUGGAACAGGUGGAGGAAAAGCAACGGCAGCUGGAAGAAAGGGGCGUGGCCGUGGAGAAAGCCCUGCGUGGUGAAGCAGGAUUCUAUAAAGACUAUUGGGGAGAUUCUAAUUACAGUGAAAUCCUGGACUUGCACCUAGGCGGAGGAGUCGUUUUCUCUCAGAGAGCAGCUACAUGUGACACAAAGUCCAGACUGGGAAUGGGCAAAAAAGAUGAUCCCAAACUCAUGCAGGAGUGGUUCAAACUGGUGCAGGAGAAGAACGCCCUGGUCCGCUAUGAGUCGGAACUCAUGAUAUUUGCCAGAGAGUUGGAGCUGGAGGACCGUCAAAGCCGACUGCAGCAGGAACUCAGGGAGCGAAUGGCUGUUGAAGACCACCUAAAGAGUGAAAAGGAGCUUGCUCAGGAGAAGAAAAUCCUGAAUGAGAUGUUGGAGGUGGUGGAGCAGCGCGACGCCCUCGUGGCCUUGCUGGAAGAGCAGAGGCUUCGGGAGAAAGCGGAAGACAAGGACCUUGAGGCCGUCAUGCUGUCCAAAGGCUUCAACCUCAACUGGGCAUGAAAUGGUUGAAGAACCAGAUGAUUGGGUCCAUUUCCUCUGGGCAGUUUGUCUUUUACACCUGCAGCAGUGAAUGUGCAAAGCACCCCCCCCCCCGGGCAGCGUUUACAUAUCCUCUGGUCAAAUGCGGUCUCCCUUGCUUUGCCUCCAUACGGGCGCAGAAGCAUAUCUGUUCUCAGCUUCAUCAUCGCAGCCUCAGGCGAGGGUUGUUUAAAGGCUUGAUUCAUUGAUGGAAAGGGAAGAAUGCAGUCACAUCCUGCUGAUGUAAAGACUUUGUACAGAAGAGUUUUGUCUAUAAUUGUGUUGAUCGUGUGUGUGAAUGCUGGCACGAUCUCGAUUAUGCCUCGCCGCAUCGUGGACAUCCUAUGCUCAAGCUGCCUUUGACAAACACUUUCACAUCCUGAACCACAAACACGUGAUUUGCACCCUCAGUGUUUUAUCCUUCAACACUAAUAAGCCAUUAAGUAUGGCCAUGUUUUUUUCUAAUGUAUUUAUUUCAUUGGUUUGGUUUUUAAGAGAAUUUUUUUUGUUGUUGUCAUCGUAUAUUCGUAGGCGAGUGCCGAGAAUCACUAGUACGCGUCUCUGCCCCCCCCCCCUUUUUUUUUUCAUCCAGUGCAUGUGAUGAAUGAAGGCUGCUGCCACAUAAAGUACAUAAAGGUUCUGUUGGUAGAACAGAGACAAACGUAUUCCACUCAUCAUUAAUGAUGGCGCUCUCUGUCAGAUGGCGUUCACUAUAAAUCACUUUGACAGGUUUUUGCGUAUUCAGUAAUGGAUUUUUACAUUUCUUGCUAUGUUUUUUUGUAAGUGGAAUUAUAAAGCACCCGCUGAUCGCGUUCAUAUUGUACUAAAAGUGUCAACAUUGUGAUGUUCUCAUCAAUCUGGUUUCUCUGAAUAGAUCAGUGAAGCACUCAUUCAGUGCCACAGAGUUUCCUCUGUCGGCGAAUAUGCUGCAAUAUUAAAGUAAAACACGUGUCUUUCUGUGUGGCGGUGUUACCACUUCUCACUUGAACAAGAUGCCUUUUUUUAAUUUUCAUAUUUUCAUUCUUUGUUUUAUUUCUAAAUAGUUUUUGGAGGUAUUUGUUUUUGUGUAUCUCACUGGAACUAAAAAAUUCUACUUUUUUCCCCAAAUCCCAAAUGCUUUUAUACACUGCAGAUGAAUCCAACAUGCUUUAUGCAAAAGCUUGCAUUAAAGAGAAACAGGUUUUUCUUUUUUUUCUUUUUUGCCUUUUUGGAUAAACUGUAGACUCCUGGUGGUCACUGUUUAACAGCACACAAAACACUAGAGGCUUUAUUUAUGACUUACGGCUGUGAAUACAAAAGUUAAGAAUUUUAAGGGUUGUUGUUUCCCAACUGGUGUGUGAUGAGUUCAACAUGAUUGUAUUGAUAUUUUUUAACCUGUGUGUAAACUGUAUUAUAUGUAAAGAGAAAAUGAGUCCUAAUUUUUAAACUGUUCUGUUGACACUUGUAAUGUAAAUGCUUCUUCAUGUAGCUAAAAUUCAUAGGGGCGUUGGUGUAUGCUGAAAUGGCAAUAAAACCAUGCAGUUCUUCUCAGA
Thalassophryne amazonica is the source of this 9518-nucleotide messenger RNA. RefSeq names its product microtubule associated monooxygenase, calponin and LIM domain containing 3a (gene mical3a). The record is from RefSeq and is a predicted model, not a curated record. Gene Ontology annotation, molecular function: FAD binding; protein binding. NCBI's taxonomy places the organism in Eukaryota, Metazoa, Chordata, Actinopteri, Batrachoidiformes, Batrachoididae.